UGCUGCGAUUGCUGCUCAAGACGAGCAGACCUCCGCGUCUUCAUCUCCUCAGCUUCCUGGGGUCCCCGCUGCCUUCGUUGUCGAGACCGAAGAUUCCACUGUCUCUUCCUUGCUUCUUGCUUCCAUGGGAAGCAUGAGUCUAUUGGAACUUGGGACAAGAAGAAAACAAAGUAUCUCCACUACAAAACCCAGACACUAAAGCCAUGUCCCAAACUCUGAAGAGCCAGGACACAAACAUGAGCGACAGUGGCCACAGGGACCCUGUGGGAGACUCUCAAAACGUUUUGGAAAAUGAUCCAUCAGUAAACUCUGAAGCACAGGACACCACAGUCACACCGAGUAACACUGCGGAAGCCGGGGCCUUACAUCCCACAUCUCAUCCUAAGGAAGACCAUCAUGAAAUCAGGGCCCCAGGUCAGGGGCAUGCGGACACAGGUGACAGAUCAGAAAGUUCAGAGGAACCAGCUUUAGAGAAACCUCCACUGGGUAAAGCCGAUCUGGAGAGGAGCCCGGACACACUGUGUUCUCAGGACACAGAGCCAGGGCAGCACCCCCACUCGGAACAUGCAGGCGGAGACGCCUCUCUGGAUCCACACCCGGAGAGCAGAGCUGCGGCCCCCCAAGGCGGGGCAGGGAGCAGAGGGGAAGCCGAUGCACACCCGGAGAGCAACGCUGCGGCCCCCCAAGGCGGGGCAGGGGGCAGAGGGGAAGUGGCUCAGGAGCUGCUUGCUGCAGACUCUACCGAUGCCCAGAGUCCCGGUCAUUCCCGUGCAGGCCCAGGGAGCCAGGACACACUGAGGAGGCGACUUCCCGCACCAGAGGCUGGAAGUCAUGAAGAAGAGGCGCAGUUGGUGAAGGAAAAGGAAGAGGUUGCACAGGAUACAUUGAGAAAGACUGAUCAAAAGAGUCUCUGGACCUAUGGUUCCGUGUUUCUCUGCUGCCUGAUUGUAGCUGUUGUGCUGCGCUCGGUCAACAGCUACUACUCCUCUCCAGCCCAGCAGGUGCCCCAGAACCCGGCCCUGGAGGCCUUCCUGGCUCAGUUCAGCCAACUGAAGGAGAAAUUCCCAGGUCAGAGUUCCUUCCUGUGGCAGCGAGGACGGAAGUUUCUCCAGAAGCACCUCAAUGUCUCAAACCCCAGUGAGCCAGCCACCAUCAUCUUCACGGCUGCUCGAGAGGGAAAGGAGACCCUCAAGUGCCUGAGCCACCACGUUGCCAAUGCCUACACCUCUUCCCAGAAGGUGACUGCCGUCUCCAUAGACGGAGCGGAGAGAGCCCUGCAGGACAGCGACACAGUCAAGCUGCUGGUCGACCUGGAGCUCAGCUAUGGGUUCGAGAACGGCCACAAGGCUGCGGUGGUCCACCACUUUGAGUCCCUUCCUGCGGGUGCCACCCUGAUCUUCUACAAGUACUGUGACCAUGAGAACGCGGCCUUUAAAGAUGUGGCCCUUGUCCUGACCGUCCUGCUGGAGGAGGAAACGUUGGAAGCAAGUGUAAGCCCCAGGGAAACAGAAGAGAAAGUGAGGGAUUUACUCUGGGGUAAGUUCACCAACUCCAAGACCCCCAGCUCCUUCAGCCACAUGGACUCCGACAAGCUGAGUGGCCUCUGGAGUCGCAUCUCCCACCUGGUGCUGCCCGUCCAGCCUGUCAGGGACAUAGAAGAGCGAGGCUGCCUUCUGUGAAGCCUGCCCCAGAGGUGACGUGAAGGGCCAGGUCUCCGGGCUCGGCCCACUGGGAGGAGGCGAUUGGCACGAGAGAGGAACCAGCUGGGAGGAGGCACAUGACUGUGUCAGAAAAGAAGCUUUUUGUUCUUUUUACUUUUAUAAAAACUUUCUAGUCUGAACUUUGAUAGAACUAACAAUUGGCCUGAUGUUUUUCUUUGUCUUUUAAAGCCAAUCAGGGUUAAAAUACAACAUGAUGUAUUGUUUAAGUAGCCAGCACAGCGCUAGCUAGAAUCAUUGCACAGGAAGAUCUGAUUCUCCAGGGAACUGCAGCCACACUGCUGCCUGCAAGGACUACCCGGCCUCUAGGGCGGGGUUUGGACCUGGACUGGUGCCAUUUGAAUGAUUUUAGAGAACUCUUCUACUACAUAUUAGUACUUUUUAAGAUUCACUGUAAUAAUACACUUGUGGGGUGGUUGUGUCUUACACAGAUUUGCACUUUGAGUAGGUGAAAACAGAAAAUUAGAAUUCAACCCUCCAAACCUUACCUAAGAACCUGUGUGUAUGCUUUUAUUCCGUUAAUGAGCUGAGGUAAGAACAGCUGUGCUCAAAUAAGAAUGUUCCCAAACAUUUGAAUCAGUGUAGAAAUUGUUAGGAAUUGCUGGAAAUGAAAAAAUGAAAAAAGGCCAUAUCAUUUCCUUGUGCCUGCCUGCGGCAGCCCCUCCUCCCCAUGAGAACAUGCCUGCUCUUGGCUGCUGGUAUCUGGGGUUCUCUUAGGAUUUCAGUGCACCUGAGUUUCACCGAGAAGGAAGUUUGAAAACCAUUGAUGAAAUGAAAGCACAUUCUGGAAUAGGAAGUCGGAGAGGAGGAAAUGAAAGUGUAGAGUUAGGAGGAGAGUGAGGUCCAGGUGACAGAGACCUGCAGAUGAGCACUGUGAGGAUGUAGGGCAAGGCCUCCAGCUCCUUCCCGCUGGAAUGUCACAGUUAUCUGUGGUAGGAGUGUGAGCGCUGUGAAGAGCACCCUUUAUCCAGUGGGUCAGCUGGUUAGAAAUGCCUUCGGAAAUGCAAGGGGAUGUUCUCCAUAGGGAACAGAAGGAGGAAGCAUGGCCAGUAUCAGUUGUUAAGCUGCAUCCCAGGAUUUCAGACCGGGGUCAAUAGCUGUUGAUCAGCAUGCGAACUCUGAAAGUAAAACUCUAGUAAAAUGAUCGUGACCCACGAAAGGUCUGUUCCGUUUCAUGGGUGGGAAAAGCCAUUGGAAUUUUGCACUCAGUUUUGGGUCAUCUGCUGCUAUGAGAUCAUGUAUGUAGUUAAGACAUUAAGCAACUUGGGUCUGGAGGGAUUUUAGGAAACACUAAAAAGAUAUCUAUUGAUAGUUAAAAGGUCACAGAGACACGGGUGAGAGGUGAUCUGAAAAUAUUUGCCACAAAAUGGCUUUGGCCAGAGCCUUUGGUGUUAAGUAACGUAAGAAUGGGGGCACACAUGAAACAGUAUGUGUUUGGGGUUUGAAGGAAUCCUGAAGUAGAUUUAAGAAAAUACCCUACACCAAGUUUAAGCAUGGUGAGUGGAGUCUGACUGUCACCCAAUGUAAAACACGGGGACUAGGAAAUCCAUUGGCCGUGUUUUAUUUUUUGUUUCUGUAUUUCUAGACUUCCUUGUCUUGAAUGCUAGCGGCUUGUCAUAUAACCACGUCUGGACUGCUGCUUACUCUGUAGUGUAGGCUGACUUUGAACUUACAGUAAUUUCUCCAACCUGAGUUUCCUGGGUGCUGAGGUUUGAGGUGUGUUUUGUCAUAGCCAGCUUUCAUUUCAGCUCUUAGCUACUAGCAUUAUGUCACGUAAGGCCACCUCAAAUCACAUCCGAAGGUGCCUUGCAGAGCUGUUAAGUUGGCCUUUGACUUGUGCUACCUUGGACUCUACAG
Messenger RNA from Apodemus sylvaticus (European woodmouse), 3575 nucleotides. Its product is annotated as torsin-1A-interacting protein 2-like. Bases 204 to 1679 code for a protein of 491 amino acids. The transcript has 5 exons. The record is from RefSeq and is a predicted model, not a curated record. Gene Ontology annotation, biological process: membrane organization; endoplasmic reticulum organization. NCBI's taxonomy places the organism in Eukaryota, Metazoa, Chordata, Mammalia, Rodentia, Muridae. Gene Ontology annotation, molecular function: ATPase activator activity. Gene Ontology annotation, cellular component: endoplasmic reticulum; membrane.